Messenger RNA from Megalobrama amblycephala (Wuchang bream), 6005 nucleotides. Its product is annotated as proline-rich protein 36-like. The transcript has 3 exons. NCBI's taxonomy places the organism in Eukaryota, Metazoa, Chordata, Actinopteri, Cypriniformes, Xenocyprididae. The coding region runs from base 1064 to 5947 and encodes 1627 amino acids. The record is from RefSeq and is a predicted model, not a curated record.
GUAUAGCAAAUGUCACUGAUUGAACCCACUCACUAUUACUUAAAAUAAUCACAGAGUGUUUUUGAAAGUUUCGUAUUUUGUUUUGGUACAUUUGCGAGUAUCACUCUCACUCGGCUUGUGAAUGAGUACCCUGCACACACUUCAAAACUGUUCACGAGCUUGGUUUGAUUUUGGUUGUCAUUUGUUGAAUUAAAUACAAAACAAAAAUGUGUCGGUGUCUGUCAUAGACUGUAAAAAAGGGUGUUUGUCUGCUGAAUGGCUCCGAUUCUCCUCCAUGGUCAUAUGGGAAUGUGAAUAUUUAAAAAGACAACAUUAAAACUACACUUACAUUUAACGUUACACCCUUCCAACAAAGAAAUUGAUUGACUCUGUCAGCUUAUUAAACAUUUAUUUAUUUGGACAUUUUCUACCAUAUGAUGGCUGAAGCAGCAGCGUGACACUUUUUACGGUAACCAGAUCAACAUUGUAAACACAAUCCUACAAAACUCAAGUGAAAACAUCAAAUUACCAUUCAAUGGGAUAAAAUAGCUUCUGUUCCCUGCAAACAAUACCAUGAAGAAUGUUAAUAUUUAACCAAGUCAAAAACAAAAAAGGUAAGCAGGUAUCCAUAUUCAUUGCAAAACGCUAUAAAAGGUGACAACUUUUAAAGUUAAAAGACAGCAUAAGUUAUGUAAAUGAUAAAAGCUCAUUGUGGGUUCUCGGUUUGGUCGAUUUGAGCAACCAUAGAUAUGAAUUUUGAGUUUUUGAUAGGAAUCCUAUAUAGAAAAAUCAGUCCCUGACCUCCAGCCGCAUUUCGUGUGCAGCAGUGACGUCAUGUGCAAACAACCUAUUGUGAAAUUGGUGACACCUGUAACUAAUAAUGAUCCAUUAAAGGUUCCUGCAACAACUGAUUGGUCUAAGGCAAUAAUCUAUUAAACUGUGAUUGGUGAUCGUUAGAGGCAGGCACUAUAAAAAGACCAGAAAUAGUUCUGUGUGGGUGUUUAAAAGCAUUUCUUUUCUUCUUUUUUUUUUUCUUUGUGGUAGUUGGUGUGUUGAGAUUUUUUGACAGUAGAUUUGGCUGGACAUGGGUGAAAUCACUAUGCGAAUUUUAAAUCUUUCUUGGGCACUACUCUUAAUCCUUGUUCAUGACAGUAUUGUGAAUGCUUAUGACUAUAGCUCUGUCACCAAUGGAGGCUAUCAUGGAUCUUCUAAUCAUAAAGUGGAUUAUGUUGAGCUACAAAAUGUCUACAGCCAGUAUGAUCCAAUCAGGCCCCGGGCUUCCAAAAACAUCUAUAGUACUGCAGUUAAGGGAGGAUAUGGUACUGGAAGUCUCAGUUUGCAGACUGGCUCUUCAGCUGGUCCAGUGACAAGUGGUGAACCUGGUUCUGACACUAGAAGAUGGCUUCAGGAAUCUCAAGUGGCUUCAGCUGGAAGUGGCAGUCUUGUUGAUGGUUCUGUGGGUAGUGCAGCAAGUAUGGGCAUGUCAUGGUAUGGUGUAAGUCAGUCAGCUAGUCUUCAAGACUCUGAUGCCAUGCAUUCUUCCUUGGUAUUGAUGCCAUUGCAGCAAAGCAAUUACUCUGUUCCCAAGCCAGUGCAGCUAGCAUCCCAAAUUCCACUGCAAACCAGUAAUGAGCCUGUAGCAAUGCCCAUCAGUCAACAGCUAGUGCAGUCCAUCUCCAAGUCUGGUGGUCUGCAACUAGCACAAACAAACUCUGAAACCAUGGCCCAGUCCAGUAGCCAACAAUUAGCCCAAGCAAGCUCCCAGUCUGCAGUAGACCGUAGAUGGCUGCUUAAGCCUCAGAGAGGUAGACUUUUGCAAUUUGGUUCCAAGCCAGUUCAGAAUCCAAGCUUUGGCUUUUUCAUGCCUUUGCGGACAAAUGAGUCCAUAUCACAAUCCAGCUACCAAAUUGUGCAACAUGGAAAUCAGUUAGUCAGCCAGCAACCAGUACAAGCAAUCGAUGAAGCUCAACCAAGCAGCCAGCUCCGUCAACCAGUGCAAGCCAGUGGCCAGUCUGCAGACCAGACCUCCAGCCAGCAACCAGCCCAAGCAAGCUACCAGUCUGUGGCCCAGCCCAGUGUGCUUCAACCAGCACAAGCCAGCUACCAGUCUGUGGCCCAGUCUAGUGUCCAACAACCAGCACAAGCCAGCUACCAGUCUGUGGCCCAGCCCAGUGUGCUUCAACCAGCCCAAGCAAGCUACCAGUCUGUGGCCCAGCCCAGUGUGCUUCAACCUGCACAAGCAAGCUACCAGUCUGUGGCCCAGCCCAGUGUCCAACAACCAGCACAAGCCAGCUACCAGUCUGUGGCCCAGCCCAGUGUGCUUCAACCUGCACAAGCAAGCUACCAGUCUGUGGCCCAGCCCAGUGUCCAACAACCAGCACAAGCAAGCUACCAGUCUGUGGCCCAGCCCAGUGUGCUUCAACCUGCACAAGCAAGCUACCAGUCUGUGGCCCAGCCCAGUGUGCUUCAACCUGCACAAGCCAGCUACCAGUCUGUGGCCCAGCCCAGUGUGCUUCAACCUGCACAAGCCAGCUACCAGUCUGUGGCCCAGCCCAGUGUGCUUCAACCAGCACAAGCAGGCUACCAGUCUGUGGCCCAGCCCAGUGUGCUUCAACCAGCACAAGCAGGCUACCAGUCUGUGGUCCAGCCCAAUGUCCCAAGACCAGCUCAAGCCAGCUACCAGUCUGUGGCUCAGCCCAGUGUCCAACAACCAGCACAAGCCAGCUACCAGUCUGUGGCCCAGUCUAGUGUCCAACAACCAGCACAAGCCAGCUACCAGUCUGUGGCCCAGCCCAGUGUGCUUCAACCAGCCCAAGCAAGCUACCAGUCUGUGGCCCAGCCCAGUGUGCUUCAACCUGCACAAGCAAGCUACCAGUCUGUGGCCCAGCCCAGUGUCCAACAACCAGCACAAGCCAGCUACCAGUCUGUGGCCCAGCCCAGUGUGCUUCAACCUGCACAAGCAAGCUACCAGUCUGUGGCCCAGCCCAGUGUCCAACAACCAGCACAAGCCAGCUACCAGUCUGUGGCCCAGCCCAGUGUCCCAAGACCAGCUCAAGCCAGCUACCAGUCUGUGGCCCAGCCCAAUGUCCCAAGACCAGCUCAAGCCAGCUACCAGUCUGUGGCCCAGCCCAGUGUGCUUCAACCAGCACAAGCAGGCUACCAGUCUGUGGCCCAGCCCAGUGUGCUUCAACCAGCACAAGCCAGCUACCAGUCUGUGGCCCAGUCCAGUGUCCAACAACCAGCACAAGCCAGCUACCAGUCUGUGGCCCAGCCCAGUGUGCUUCAACCUGCACAAGCCAGCUACCAGUCUGUGGCCCAGCCCAAUGUCCCAAGACCAGCUCAAGCAAGCUACCAGUCUGUGGCCCAGCCCAGUGUGCUUCAACCUGCACAAGCCAGCUACCAGUCUGUGGCCCAGCCCAGUGUGCUUCAACCAGCACAAGCAGGCUACCAGUCUGUGGCCCAGCCCAGUGUGCUUCAACCAGCACAAGCCAGCUACCAGUCUGUGGCCCAGCCCAGUGUGCUUCAACCAGCACAAGCAGGCUACCAGUCUGUGGUCCAGCCCAAUGUCCCAAGACCAGCUCAAGCCAGCUACCAGUCUGUGGCUCAGCCCAGUGUCCAACAACCAGCACAAGCCAGCUACCAGUCUGUGGUCCAGCCCAAUGUCCCAAGACCAGCACAAAUCAGCUAUCAGUCUGUGGCCCAGCCCAGUGUCCAACAACCAGCACAAGCCAGCUAUCAGUCUGUGGCCCAGCCCAGUGUGCUUCAGCCUGCACAAGGCAGCUACCAGUCUGUGGCCCAGCCCAGUGUGCUUCAACCAGCACAAGCCAGCUACCAGUCUGUGGCCCAGCCCAGUGUCCAACAACCAGCACAAGCAAGCUACCAGACUGUGGCCCAGCCCAGUGUGCUUCAGCCUGCACAAGCCAGCUACCAGUCUGUGGCCCAGCCCAGUGUGCUUCAACCAGCACAAGCCAGCAACCAGUCUGUGGCCCAGUCCAGUGAGCCUGUGGCAAUGCCCAUCAGUCAACAGCUAGUGCAGUCCAUCUCCCAGUCUGGUGGUCCGCAACCAGCACAAACAAACUCUGAAACCAUGGCCCAGUCCAGUAGCCAACAAUUAGUCCAAGCCAGCUCCCAGUCUGCAGUAGACCGUAGACAGCUGCUUAAGCCUCAGAGAGGUAGACCUUUGCAAAUUGGUUCCAAGCUUUUUUCAGGUUUCAAGCCAGUUCAGAAUCCAAGCUUUGGCUUUUUCAUGCCUUUGCAGAUUACAAAUAAGUCCAUAUUACAACCCAGCAACCAAAUGGUGCAACAUGGCAGUCAGUUAGUCAGCCAGCAACUAGCUGAGUCCAGUGACCAAUCAAUGGUUCAGGUCAGUGGCCAGCAACCAGUACAAGCCAUCAAUGAAGCUCAACCAGUGCAAGCCAGUGGCCAGUCUGCAGCCCAGACCUCCAGGCAACAAGAAAUAACAGCCAGCCAAUCUGUCUCUCAGUCCAGUGGCCAGCCACCAGUACAAGCCAUCAGUGAAGCUAUAGCUCAACCAAGCAGCCAGCAACUAGCACAGGCUUUUGGUCUGUCUGUGGUCCAGCCCAGCAGCCAACCACUAGCUCAAGCCAAUUCUCAGUCUGUUGCUCCGCUCAUUGGACUGCAAGAAGCACAGUCCAGCUUCCAAUCUGUGGCUCAGUCCAGCAGCCAGCAACUCCCACAGGUCACUGACCCAUCUCUGUCUCAGCCCAGCAGUCAACCAGUGCAAGCCAGUGGCCAGUCUGCAGCCCAGACCUCCAGCCAGCAACCAGCACAAGCUAGCUACCAGUCUGUGGCCCAGCCCAGUGUCCUAAAACCAGCUCAAGCCAGCUACCUGUCUGCACUCCAGGAGAGUGGACAAACCGUUUCCAAGCCAGUGAAGUCCCAAGGUGAACAGCUUUAUCAGAUUGGAUCUAAGCUUUAUUCAUGCCAGGAGUUUGUAUCACAGCCCAGUUACCAGCUUGCAGCCCAACCAGGACAGACUAGGUAUCGGCCUUCAUCCAGACCUAGUACUCCAUCCUUGACUCAACGUAUAGAAUCUGUUGUUCAGGCCAGUUACCAGGCCCCAGUGAAGACUGGGCAGCCUACCUAUGAGUCUAUGGUGCAACCCAGCAACCAAGUCCCUCCCAGACCACUGCAAUCCAUGCUCCAGUCUGUUUUCAGACCAGCUCAGCUGCCUGAACAGCCUAGCUACCAGCCUCCGUUGCUUCUAAGCCGACAGCCUCUUGCUCCGAAGGUACAACCAAGCUUUUUGCCUCUUGCCAAGCCUGGACCAUCCAGUUAUGGUUCUGUAUUGAGGCACAGUGGUCAACCUUCUAGGGAAAUGCAGCAGCCUGGCUACCAGCCUUUGGCCUGGCCAGGGCAAGAGGUGUAUCAGCCCCUAGUGAAACCUAUACAAUCCAGCUAUGGACCCUCAAGAAAGCUGGAAACUCCUGGAAACAUUCAGCCUCAAAAACUGCCUAGCCGCCAGUCUCUAGGUCAGCCCAGCUACAGUUCCCAAGCCAUGCCAAUGCAGUCCAGGUACCAGGCACAGUCACUUUCUGAGAAAGUUUCUCAGCCUGGAUACCAGAUGUCUUCCAAGGCAGGGCAGUCUGGUUCCCAGCCUGAAAUUCUGCCUAGCCACCAGUUUCUAUCUCCAUCUGGCUACUCAUCCCUAGCCAUGCCAAUGCAGUCCAGGUACCAGGUACAGUCAAGUUAUGAGAGCAUCUCACAGCCUGGAUUCCAGACCUUUUCAAUGCCUGGUCAAUCAAGUUCCCAAUCUGUAUCCAGAUCAGGUUCCCAAGCCCUGGAGCAGCCCAGCAAUCUCUUUGUCUCAAGCUUUGAGUCAGUGCAACCUGUACUUCAGUUACCAACACAGUUGAAUUACCAGUCUGUCACAGGUCAAAAUGCUCCUGGACCUGCCCAAAGAAGGCCACAUUCAUCCAAGAGCAAGUUCAGGCUGUUUCAACAAUAGCUAACUACCUGUUUUUGCUGUUUGACCUGUUUCAAAACAAUAAAACGUCAAUAAAAUA